AUGAGUGAGAACAAGAAUGUGCUUCUGCUUAUAGCGGACGACCUAGGCAAGCAAUUGAGCUGCUACGGUGCAAAGAGUAUCCUUACGCCCAAUAUCGAUCGACUUUCGGAACAGAGCACCCGCUUUGAUUAUGCAUUUGCAAGUACUGCCUCAUGUAGCGGAAGUCGUUCUGUUAUCUAUACUGGCCUCCAUACCCAUCAAAAUGGACAAUAUGGACUCGCAAGUCAUCGACAUCAUUUUGUAACCUUCGAUCACGUCGAAACGAUGCCACAUUUAUUGAAUCAAAGUGGUCACCAGACGGGUAUUCUGGGCAAAAUUCAUGUUGGACCAUCAAGCGUCUAUCCUUGGAAAGAGACAAAGGAAAGCGUCACUCGUGAUGUCGCAAUCAUUGCCGACCAAGCAAAGGCGUUCUUCCUGGACGUGAAGCAAAGUCAACAGCCUUUUAGUUUGACGAUUGGAUUUCAUGAUCCCCAUCGCGAUCAAACUCGGGGUGGGUUUGGAAACGAUACAGAAUACGACCCACGGAUUAGCAAAGGGAAGUACACUGCGGAGAAUGUCGAGGUUCCAACAUUUAUUACCGAUUCGCCCGGGGCUCGGCUUGAAUUGGCCGAGUACUACAACUCAAUCCACCGCCUCGAUCAAGGAGUGGGGAUGGUUUUGGAUGCACUGGAAGAGCAUGGACUAGCGAAUUCGACCCUGGUGAUUUUUGUGAGCGAUAACGGCCCCCCAUUCAUUAACUCCAAAACCACUCUGUUCGAUGCCGGAGUACGAUUGCCCUUGAUUAUAAGAAAUCCUCAAUCUUCACCGGCUGUCAGCACAAACAUGGUCUCAUAUGUUGACAUUCUUCCAACCAUCUUGGAUUAUGUCAAUCACCCAGGAGUGAAAGAUUCAGCAGGCAAGCGUAUCGGACGCUCCCUUCUUCCCGUACUUGGAACUGCAUCCAAGUUGCCAGGGUUUGAUCAAGUCUUUGGCUCCCAUACCUUCCAUGAGGUCACCAACUACUGGCCUACACGCUUUAUUCGCGACAGGCGAUACAAGUACCAUCGGAAUCUGGCGUGGCGCUUAGACUUCCCAUUCGCGGCCGACCUUUACGGGUCACUUUCAUGGGAGGAUGUUCGAAAUUCGACGGAAAAAGAGAUCAUGAUUGGCGGCCGACGGCUUAAAGACUAUUUCUUUCGCGCACCUGAAGAGUUAUACGACUUGAAAAAUGACCCAGAUGAGGUAGACAACUUGGUUAACAAACCAGAGUAUGAGGGGGUAUUGGAAGAUCUAAGGUCUAGAUUGGAGAAAUGGCAGCGUCGAACCGAGGACCCUUGGCUAUAUCGAGAUGGCGUGUCAUUAUGGUUCAUACGAAAUCAUAUUGUGAAUGGUUUGAAUGUGCCAGAUCGGCUGGAUUUUGAUGCAGAGAAGCCAGGUAAUAGACAGUCUGAAAGGGUGAAAGAGACUCGAUGGGGUGAAGAUGUCCCGGAGUGA
This is a messenger RNA of Penicillium odoratum, 1473 nucleotides long. RefSeq names its product sulfatase family protein. Gene Ontology annotation, molecular function: arylsulfatase activity. Lineage: Eukaryota; Fungi; Ascomycota; Eurotiomycetes; Eurotiales; Aspergillaceae. The coding region runs from base 1 to 1473 and encodes 490 amino acids. The record is from RefSeq and is a predicted model, not a curated record. The transcript has a single exon.